Messenger RNA from Cryptotermes secundus, 4162 nucleotides. RefSeq names its product major facilitator superfamily domain-containing protein 9. The transcript has 6 exons. Bases 1174 to 2487 code for a protein of 437 amino acids. Gene Ontology annotation, molecular function: transmembrane transporter activity. The record is from RefSeq and is a predicted model, not a curated record. NCBI's taxonomy places the organism in Eukaryota, Metazoa, Arthropoda, Insecta, Blattodea, Kalotermitidae. Gene Ontology annotation, biological process: transmembrane transport.
UUGACCAGACCCGGGAUCGAACCCGGGCCGCCGCGGUGGGAAGCCAGCGACUAACCGCUUGAGCUGUGGCGCAACCAAUUAUUGUACAUGGUUUCUCCUUGAAAUUUUUGAGUGCAGUAAUGAAAGGAGGACAGAUGAUGCACUUUGAAAGAGUCUGAAGAAAGACAGACCAGUUUUUUGAGUGAAAUCAGAACAUUUCAUGAAUCAUCUCAUAAACUUGUAUGUGAAUUCAAUUAUGUUUAAUUAUAACUCUGUAAUAUAACCAAUGCGUAGAUAUGUACAUUAUGUCCCAUUCAUGCCUUGAAUGCACAGUAGUCCUAUAUUUAUUUGAACUUCCGUAUGACGCCUAUGCACUUGAAUCUCGUAUGACACAAAUGUUCUGGUGUCUAUCUGCAUUUGCAGAAGAAAGAAAACAUUUGCUGCCAUAAAGGUUUCCAUUCCUGAUUGAUUGGGUCUGAAUAGUUCUUUUGAUGAUGCAAAUUUACAUCUUUGUGUGUGUAUGUGUGUGUGCAUUUGGUGUACCUAGGUUAGAAUGAAAACUUUACAACAGAAAAAUCCUUCCUUACUAAUAAGAAAAGUUUUAGCAAUAUGUCUUAAUUCAUGUACAGGGUAUUAUGGCCUAGAUAAAAUAGGUAACCAAUUAUAUUUUUGUAAAUUGCAGUUACAUUUUUUGCUACUGUGAAUAUAGCCUCUUUCUAAUUGAAAUAUGAAUGAGAAGAAGAGGGAGAAGAGCUAUUCAGUUUUACCAUGUGUAAUUUAGUUCCAUACUGUUUUUAUAAUGAUUACAGUUGGUAUUUAGAUUGUAACAGUUGACUCACAGAUACACAGGAGUCAAUGUUGCCUUAACCAUGACUGCUGCAUACAUUGAUACAAAGGCUGUGUUCCUUUAAUUACAUUUUCAUAUAUUAUGAACGUGCCAAAUAUAAUAGAAAGUAAUUAAGUUAUAUAUUAGUUCUUAUGAGAAUUCAGAAUGAAAGUAGUAUAAAUUUGGAAAGAAAGAAAGUCAUUUAGCAUUGUGUUCUUGUUCUACCACAUGCAGGAGCUGUGAAUAAUUUCAGGGUUCAAUUGUCAUGGGGUUAUAUAUCAAUAUUAUGGCAGACAAAACUGGAGUCUUGAUACGGAUGAGUGAUUUCUUUUUCCCUUAUUACCUUAUAUAAUUAUGAACUUAAGAAAAUGGCUGUCUUGACAGAAAAGAAGUUGUUAUAUACUGUUGCAUUCCUGGAUUUAUUUGCAUGCAGUCUGAUUGUGCCUGUUUUGGCUCCAUAUCUGAGAUCUCUAGGAGCCUCCCACUUCACCAUUGGAAGUUUGAUGUCUCUGUAUUUUGGACUGCAGCUGAUUUCCAGUCCAGUUAUAAAGAAUUGCAGUGGUGCUAAGAGUCGGCUCUUCAUAUUGCAGACUACACUCCUUGCCUGCUCUGUCUUUUAUUUUAUUUUGGGCACAACAAGUGUUCUUCCAGUUGUUUUCCUCUGCAGGGCUCUAUUAGGAAUGUUUAAACAUACUCAGACCUUAUGUGGAAGCAUGCUUGCUGAAGUUUUGCCUCCUGCAGAACAGUUGGAAAUGCAGAAGACGUUGACCUCCUUUGGAACCUUUGGCUUUGUAGCAGGACCAGCCAUUGCUGGUAACAUGCUGGAACUUCAUCGUGGAUAUCAACGUGUGUGUUACAUUAUCACCGUCAUCUUCUUAAUCAAUUUUGCAAUUGUGUAUAUUUUCCUUCAAAAUUCCGCACAUGAACGUAGAAAUGAAGAAGGUGACAAUGCUAUGAAGUUAAAGACAUCAAGUCCAAAUGUGAAAAGUAAGAAGAACAUGGAGUCCAUGUCAUCUAUAAGGAAGGCUAAAGAACAUGACAUUAGAAGAAAGAGAGUGUCAGAAGAGAUUUUGCAGUCGGUGACAGAUCUGUUAUGUAUCAAUUGGACGUUUUACUGGGAUGUAUUUGCCCUUAAAUUUCUGUUUGACUUCACACAAACUGUACAUCUAAUGAAUUUUGCACCUGUUCUGAGAGAUGUGUACAACACUGCUCCGAGAUGGAUUGGCUACACAGUAGCAUUGCAAGGCAUGGUUGGAACUAUGUCUAGCUUUCUGAUUGAAUGGAUUAGUAUAUUCUAUAAAUACGACACAAACUACACUCAGAGGGGAUUACAUGGUUUUGGCCUUUUUGCACUUUCAUUUUUAUGCCUUAGUCUUGCUCCCAAUUGGACUUACAUGUUUAUUUUUCUUUUACCUCUAAGCAUGUCCAUGUCUUUGCUUAAAUCAGCAACAGCAGAAAUGAUGAGGCAGAGGACUGUACUUGACAAGAAAAUGCCGAUAACAGGAUUGGGACAAAGCGUGUUCUCUGCAGCACGUCUGUUUGCCCCAGUUUGUACAGGCCUGAUAUAUGACAUGUAUGGCUUCCAAGGGACAUCAGUACUAAAGAUAGUGGCAGCAGGAAUAGCAACAGCACUUUCCUAUUUCAUUUUCCUACGCCAGGUGCAGGAUAAGAAGAAAAUGUGAUGUGUUACAUAGUUGACAAUGACUACACCUAUGAGUAAGGCUACAACGAUGAUGAUAGUGACAACAACAAUAAUAAUAACUUUCUGAAAUAUUUACUGCUGGAAGCAGUAUCAAAUUCUGGCUCAGAUCAGAUUCAGUUCUAUGACCACAUACACAUGGGUCCAGCAUGCCCUUAUUUUUGGACUAUAAACUUAUAUUUCUUAAGUAUAACAUUACCAGUGCAGAAUUUGUAGUACUGGAUGCCUAUCCAAUAGGGAAUUAAGCAGGAUGAAUUUUAUCAGAACUUCAUGUUAUGCUAUUUUAAGCUUACAGUAAAUGACUGUCCAUCUACUAAGAUGGAAAUUCAUCCACCUUCUGAAUUUUAUGCAUAUUUUGUGCACACAGUAGUCAGCAUAUUCAUGUUGUACUACUUGACCUUUUUAGAUGAUUUUUAACUUCUGCACUGAUCAGAUGAUCAAACAAGAGAGUCUAGUUAACAAUGACAAGCAUCUGAUGUCGUAUAACCCAGUAGUAAAGAGACAGACUCCUGGUAGUCGCUAUGCAAGGGUAGAAUGCUUGGGUUUUGCACUUUACUAAUAACAUGUUUCAUCACCAGUGAUGACAAGAUCCAAAAAAUUAUCUUCUUGAAACUGUUCCACAAGGUCCGUACACACAGUGAGAUGUUUAUCAUUUUGUUCCUCCUCCAAGUUUUGCGGCAUGAGCUUCAGUGCUAACUUUCUCAUGCGAAGAUCAUGUACUGAAAUUUUUCUAACAGUCUCUUCGCUCAUAUAAAGCUCAUCAGCUAUCAUCCUGCAAGUUAACUGGCAGUCGUAUCACACAAGUGCCCUGAUUUUUGUGACUUUUUCAUCUUCUUAUGGGAGUACCUUGUUCACAUUUUCUCUGCCUCUUCUGAAAUGUUUAUGCCAUUUAAAAACGUUAUUCUCGCUUAUAGUAGAUUCACAAUAAACUAUCUUUAACAUGGCUAAAUUAUCACUAGGAAAUUUCUGCAGUUUAACACAGAAUUUAACUUUCACUCUCUGUUCCAUAAUACACUGCAUUUUCACGUCUGGACAAAGUCUACACACAGUGAUCUUAUAAGCUACCGUUCAGUGCAUACUGAGUUCAGUUUAUCCAGAUGAUCCAAACCUUUUAUUUGAACUCUAUUUUCUUGGAUCACCUAACAUUCCAAGUAAGAGUGUUGCCAGAUCACCCAAUGCAAAAUUAAAAAUGAGCCUUGAAACUUAAUGCCCGACCUUGUAUACAUAUCUAAAAUUAAGAAAUAUUUCAACAAAGUUCCUUCUUACUGCCAUACAAUACAGCUAACAAUGUAUAAAAAUAAACGAACCCAAUAAUCAUAUUCUGUCAAUUAACAUAUCAUAUAUUCAGCUCUCUUUUAAAUUGCCCUAUUUUUUUCCACUUCCCUAAUGUUAUUUGAUAUUUUAUUAAAAUAAAAUAGUUUAAAAUAUAUUAGGUUAAAUUUAAUUUUGAUUUUAAAUUAAGUUAAAGAGAAUAAAGUAGAAUAAAAUUGAUUAAUUAUUAUUGAUAUCAAUUAAAUUUUAUCUUGUAGCUUUUAAAUACUGUAUGGCGAAUAUGGCCUUCCCUUAAAACUUAUAAACAUUAACCAAUGUAGGGGAAUAACAACAGAAAAAGCAGAGUGUUAAUGUACAGUGAUUUACAAUUAUAAAAGACAAGUCCG